AUGCCGCCCCCUCCCUCCGCUUCUCUCUAUCCGCAGGCUCUCCCUGGCCCUGUGGCAAAUCUAUCCUUCUUCCGGGCCAAAUGUGGCCAGGCAACUGGGUUUGGAUCGCUGAGGCUCUGUCCAGAUCCUACAGGGAAGCAGCUGAGAGGUCAGGAAGUGGAGCGCAGCGGGAACGCACGCUUCCAGCGCAUUCUCGCUGGAGAGUUCUCUGGGCAGGACUGGGCUGAUCAGGACAAAACAGCGCAGUCACUGAUGGCAUCCGUGGUACCUUCCAGACCCUGCUCCAACAUCGAGCCAGGCAACUAUGAGGAAGUAUGUGAUCUGAUCACCCAGAUACCCUCUAAAGUGCAGAUACAAGAUAUUACUAAGGAGCUACACUGCUCACUGUGUAAUGAUUGGUUCCGUGAUCCAUUGAUGCUAAGCUGUGGCCACAACUUCUGCCAGGCCUGUAUCCAAAACUUUUGGAAGCAGCAAGCAAAGGAAACAUUCUGUCCUGAGUGUAAGAUGCUAUGUCAAUAUAGCAACUGUACAUUCAACCUUGUACUUGAGAAGCUGGUAGAGAAGAUUAAGAAGCUACCCUUACUCAAGGGCCAUCCACAGUGCCCAGAGCAUGGAGAGAACCUGAAACUAUUCAGUAAGCCAGAUGGAAAACUGAUCUGCUUUCAAUGCAAAGAUGCUCGGUUGUCUGUGGGGCAGUCUAAAGAUUUCCUGCAGAUCUCUGAUGCUGUCCAUUUCUUCAUGAAAGAGCUCACCACCCAUCAAGAUCAACUGGAAGCAACCCUGAAGGAACUUCAGUCCCUGAAGAAUAUGCAGAAAGAUGCUAUUGCUGCUUACAAGGAAAACAAGCUACAUCUGCAGCAACACAUCUCCUUGGAGUUUCUAAAGCUACAUCAGUUCCUGCACAGCAAAGAAAAGAACAUUUUAAAUGAGCUCCGAGAAGAAGGGAAAGCCUUGAAUGAGGAGAUGGAGCUAAAUAUGAACCAGCUUCAGGAACAGUGUCUCCUAGCCAAGGAAAUGUUGAUGAGCAUCCAAGCACGGAUGGAACAGCAGAAUCCCUUCGAGUUUCUCAAAGAUAUCUCAUCUCUUUUGGAUAGCUUGGAACAAGGAACAAAGGUGUUGAUGCCCAGAGAGCUUAUCUCCAGAAAGCUGAACCCAGGCCUGUACAAAGGUCCCAUCCAAUAUAUGAUGUGGAGGGAAAUGCAGUUUUCUCUCUCUCCAGGCCUAUCUUCAUUAACUCUGGACCCUAAAACAGCUCACCCAAAUCUGAUGCUCUCCAAAAACCGAACCAGUGUGUGGCAUGGUGACAUUAAGCAGGUAAUGCCCGAUGAUCCAGAAAGGUUUGACUCAAGUGUGGCUGUGCUGGGCUCAAAAGGCUUCACAUCUGGAAAGUGGUACUGGGAAGUAGAAGUAGCAAAGAAGACAAAAUGGACAGUUGGAGUCGUCAGAGAAUCCAUCAUUCGGAAGGGCAGCUGUCCUCUGACUCCUGAGCAAGGAUUCUGGCUUUUAAGACUAAGGAACCAAACUGAUCUAAAGGCUCUGGAUUUGCCACCUUGCAGUCUGAAACUUACUAACAACCUCAACAAGGUCGGCAUAUACCUGGAUUAUGAAGGAGGGCAGGUGUCCUUCUACAACGCUAAUACUAUGACCCACAUUUACACCUUCACUAACAAUUUCACGGAGAAACUUUAUCCCUACUUCUGCCCUUGCCUUAAUGAUGGUGGAGAGAAUAAAGAACCCUUGCAUAUUUUACAUCCACAGUAA
Molecule: messenger RNA, 1761 nt
Organism: Neogale vison (American mink)
Lineage: Eukaryota; Metazoa; Chordata; Mammalia; Carnivora; Mustelidae
Gene: TRIM69
Product: tripartite motif containing 69
Exons: 7
Coding region: 1-1761 (586 amino acids)
Molecular function (GO): protein binding
Source: RefSeq, a predicted model, not a curated record